AUGAUCGAUGUAGAAAACCAUCCAAACAGUGUAUUUUAUAUUGUUAUUAAAAGAAUCCCUGGUAGUCUACUUGAAAUGGAAGAAUUACGGUUACAUGUCUAUUUUACCGUUGAUAUUAUGAAUUCUGGACGAUUCAUUGUUGAUAAGGAUUUACGUAUGUAUUAUAUACAAUCUCUGUUGAAAUUGAUAAAGACUUCAACUUCUUCUUCAAUCCUAAAUAAUAGUUGGGAAGAUACAAAAAUUCUAUCAUUAAAUUUUUCAAAUCAUAAAUGA
Molecule: messenger RNA, 273 nt
Organism: Schistosoma curassoni
Lineage: Eukaryota; Metazoa; Platyhelminthes; Trematoda; Strigeidida; Schistosomatidae
Source: the annotation of a GenBank genome assembly